Messenger RNA from Cooperia oncophora, 348 nucleotides. NCBI's taxonomy places the organism in Eukaryota, Metazoa, Nematoda, Chromadorea, Rhabditida, Trichostrongylidae. The record is from the annotation of a GenBank genome assembly.
AUGAAACCGACACCUCGCUGCGAGUACCAUAAUAAUGUGACGUCCAAUGCUGCCAGUCGAAUCGAUUUUCUUGUGGUGAGCUUGGUCCUUCUGAUGGUCGCUCUGUGCCUUGCCAUCGUUAGCAUCGUGAUCAGACUGAUAUGUGAACGACUAGAAGUUAUCCACAGAAUGAGCCCCUUUGGGUACUCUGCACAUUGGGUGGCAGCAGAAGUGCGUGUUCGGGAACCAACCAGAAGAUACGAUAAAAAAGUGCGGUCAUCCUCUCCGCCACCCAGUUAUGAAACUGGCCCCGCCUGCUCUUCGUGGAGAUCGUCAACUACGGAAUUCAUCGACGAAGCUAGUGUCUAG